Molecule: messenger RNA, 6784 nt
Organism: Hyla sarda
Lineage: Eukaryota; Metazoa; Chordata; Amphibia; Anura; Hylidae
Gene: SCD
Product: stearoyl-CoA desaturase
Exons: 6
Coding region: 255-1268 (337 amino acids)
Biological process (GO): unsaturated fatty acid biosynthetic process; response to fatty acid
Cellular component (GO): endoplasmic reticulum membrane
Molecular function (GO): palmitoyl-CoA 9-desaturase activity; iron ion binding; stearoyl-CoA 9-desaturase activity
Source: RefSeq, a predicted model, not a curated record
UGGAAUAAUGUACAGGCAUCAUUACCAUCUCAAUCCCCUUACCGUCAGCAACACCACAACAGGCAGCAGAGUACAGCAGGGAUCACAUGCACCUAGCUGCCUUCAUUUCCUUCUCCAGUAGCUGCAGAAGAGCCUGUGCCUCGCCUGUACACAGCAGACAUCCCUGCAGUAUAUUACAGGAUAUUUCCAAGGCUGCAAAAAGAGCUGCGCAGAUACCAGGAUCCAGCACAAAGCAGUGUUGAUCCACUGUUAUUAUGAUGUAUCGGGGGAGUCAGACAGCCACAUGUGUGGAAACUCCUAAAGCAAAUAUGGAGGACAUUGGACAAGAUCGUGGAAUGACAGAUGACAUAUUUGACACAACCUAUGCUGAGAAGGAAGGUCCCAAACCUCCCAUGAAAAUAGUAUGGAGAAAUGUCAUUCUGAUGACUUUUUUACAUAUUGGGGCAUUUUAUGGACUCUGGUUUAUCCCAUUGGCGAAACCUGCUACGCACGUUUGGAGCCUCUUUUGUUUCAUGAUGAGCGCCCUGGGAGUGACUGCUGGUGCCCAUCGCCUCUGGAGUCAUCGUUCCUUUAAAGCUAAGCUGCCUCUUAGGAUAUUUUUGGCAGUUGCAAAUACUAUGGCAUUUCAGAAUGACAUUUAUGAAUGGGCCAGAGACCACCGUGCACAUCAUAAGUAUUCGGAAACAGAUGCAGAUCCUCAUAAUGCAUCAAGAGGUUUCUUCUUCUCUCACAUUGGUUGGCUGCUUAUGAGGAAACACCCAGAUGUCAUAGAAAAGGGCAAGAAGCUUGAUUUAAGUGAUCUUCAUGCAGACAAAGUGGUGAUGUUCCAGAGGAGACACUACAAGAAAUUGAUCCUGUUGAUGUGCUUUAUAUUUCCCACUGUUGUUCCUUGGUAUUUUUGGGAUGAAUCACUGUAUACAGCGUUUUAUGUACCCUGCCUCCUGCGUUACGCAUUGGUACUAAAUGCAACAUGGCUGGUAAACAGUGCAGCUCAUAUGUUUGGAAACCGACCAUAUAACAAGAACAUCAACCCCAGAGAAAAUAGAUUUGUUGCAAUAGGAGCAAUAGGUGAAGGCUUCCAUAACUAUCAUCACACAUUCCCCUAUGACUAUACUGCCAGUGAAUUUGGAAUCCGCUACAACCUCACCACAUGCUUUAUAAAUUUUAUGUGCUAUUUGGGCCUCGCCACUGACUGCAAGAGAGUAUCAAAAGAGACCAUAUUGGCUCGACAACUACGCACUGGAGAUGGAAGCCACAGGAGUGGCUAAAAUCAACAAUAAGAACAACAACAAAUCUAGAGCAAGGCUAAAUAUGAUUACUUUAACAUGACCCAGCACAGUGUUCUUUUAGUUAUGUACUUAAAGUAAUUAUAUCUUCACCUUGAGUUUUCAUCUCUUCUUCCAUUUGCUUUCCCCUGUGUAAUGUCCCUUCCUUAGGCUUUAGUAUGUUUGGUUGUUUUUUCUGUAUUUAUAUUGUUAUUUUUUUUCUUUUCCAAUUUACUUUUUCCUUUUACAGUUGCUGUAUGUUCUCAUCCUAAACUGAUGAGAUCUGUACCUACUGUAAAUCUUAUUAUCAAGCACUGACCACAACUCCAGCUCUCUCUUCAGUUUUUAUUGACUGCUCUCAGGCUAUCUGCAAAAAGAAUGAAAUCCAAUUAGAGGAAAACUUACAAGUGCCAUUUUUAACAAUUUGUACAUAAGGGAUAAAAGCUCCAUGAGUUUUGUAUCUAUUUAAUUUACUGUUGUACAACCAGACUGGCUUUUAGACAGUUUCUUUGCUGUCUUGCUAUUUUAGCUACUGACUGUCCCACCACUUAAUCCUGCUUAAACGCAGGGGUGGGUUGCAGAACUUAGGACACAGUAAAUGUUUUAUGAGUUGUGGCAGUAUGCAUACUAACAUUUGCUAAGACUCCUAGUUCUUGCAUAAACACCUCAAAAAUGGAAAUGUACAAAAACACAGAGAGAGAGGGAUUCUAUAUAUUUUUGUUGGUGUUCUCAGUAGAACUAUUAGCUUUAUCUUAUGGUUGCUACAGGCCUAUAUAAUGUUAACAUAGCAUCUUACUAUAUGCUAACCCAUGGACAUAUUCUCUAACAGUUUAGAAUUGUAGAACCCAACUUGUUGCCUUUCAGCCGUAACAAUAUCUAUUAGGUAGGCAUGGUUAAGUAACAUUGAUAAAAAGUAGUCAACCUUGAUGUAAAGUAUAUAGUGGUAGCAUGACAUCACUAGUAAAUGUUUAGCUCUGAAAGAGGCUCAGGAAUAGAAGAGCAUGCUAAUUUCCAUUUCAUUACGUGCUGGGAUGAAAUGUUGACAAGGUUAUUUGGUUCUAUAGCUUGAGGUAUUGGUCCUGAUAGGCAUUGCAAACUAGAUUAGCUUGUUUUAGUAGUGUUUGGUAGCGUGUACAGGGGCAUGGCUUUGGUCGUCCCAUUUUGUAUAUUAUGACAUUUCUUCAGUUAUUGUGUGGCAUAUUUAUAACAUAGUUAAAAAGAAUUAAUUUGAAGUCAAUGGUGAAGUACCUUUCUAGAAAUGCUCAUAGCACUUAUUCUUAAUUUCUACUAGAGCUUCAUAAGGAAACUUUAUCUGUACCUUUUAUGAACGAAAAGCACUUAAAUGACUUGCACCAAAAAAAAUGUGAUUUUUAUUUUUCUCUCCUGUGUUUCCGGUAUGACGCAAACAUAAAGGAAUACAUUCUGUGCAGAGAUCAAAAUAGUUAUUGGUCCAAUGUUCAACUGGGUUCUGGGUGCAGACACAAGAAUGCAGUUGCAUCACUCACAGCAAUAUAAUGAUUUUUCAUCAUCUUAAUAGAAUCGAUGAAUAAAAAAUAUGUCAACAGCUGAAAAGUGUUAUGCUCUAAAAUGAUUUAGACAGGAAGAAAACUGUUUAAAACCAGAACGUACAGACAUCAUCUUAUCAUCAAAUAGUUUUAAAACUGUAAUGUAUUUCCAGUGUCUGCAGUCAUCUAUAAAGAAUAUCUUUUUUCGAGAGAACAGUUGGGCAUGUUGGGUUUCAACAUGUCUGAUGCUUUUGCUCCUUAUAAAAGCCACCACCAGAAGUGUCUGGCAGUGGCUUUCUCCCUUCUUCCCAUUCAUGAGACAUGCAUGCUCAGAACAUGCCUGGUGUGAGUGUCCAUGUGUAUGGGGGAUAGGGAGCGACAGCCAAACAAACAUUCAGCCGAUAGCUAUAUGUUCAUUGUAUGUCCAGCUUUAAACACUUUGUCCAUCUUUGGACAAUCCCUUUGGUAAAAAUGAUCCUUGUAGGAUAAUCUUAAGACCCAUGUAGUUAGAUGUAAUCCAUGGGGAGAAAUGGAAAGCAAGUGUAUUAUUUCCCCUUAGCACCAUGCCACAGGAAACAAAGCAUUACACAGUGCCUACUAAAAUCAAAGUGCUAUCCAUGGAGUGCAUGGAUGUGCCAAGUCCUUCAGAGUGAAAGAUGCUCUUUGUAGCCAUUUGUUACCCUGAGGUUCUUAAAUAGGGGAUCCGCUCUAUUAACUGAUAUUCCCUAAAAUAUAUAUUUAAAAAUUGAUUUUCUGAAUAAGCCAAUAUAAUACAUAAGGCUACUUUACUCUACAUAAAGUCAUGUUUUUAUGUGUCAUGUUUAUGUCUAUAAUAUUGUAAUGGCACUAAUACUAUCAAAUUGUGUUCUCUAUUGUUAUGGCAAGUAUUGAAUGUCAUAAUCAUAGGUUAAACAUAGUAUAGUAAAUUACAAAACAUUCAGAUAGAUUAUUCUAAACUACUGCAAGCUUGAAACAUAGUAUAACAAUAGUGCCAUGUGAUAAUGUCAUUGUCAUAAUCGUGCAUACUAAUAUUCAAUUCUUAGUAGGUUUUUGAGUGUAUGCACGGCUUUUUAGUGGUUGACUUUAUAGCCUAAAGCCUAAUAUUAGCAUGAACAUUGCAGAAUAUGAGCUGUUGUCCAUUUAGAAGAAACCUACAUACAAUAGGGAUGAUAAACUUAACCUGGUGCUGUAAAUGAAGAGACUACUUUAAUAUUUCAAUUGCAUUUUUAUGUCAUGUAAAUAUUUAGAUCAGAUGUGAAAAAUGAUACCAAAAAUCUUUGGCCUUACACUAUUUGUUCAAUUGGAGAUGGACGUAUUGGUACACACCCAUCGGCUCUUUUAGACAUAUUUUCAAUAUUUGGACAGAAGCACUUUAGUUAUAAAGCACUUAACAAUGUUAUAAAGGUUAACUGCAUUAAAUAAUUGCCCAACUGGAAAUAAAAACUCCAACUACCUCCCCUUUACUGACCUAAAUAUUUUACUGUAUAAAAAUAAAAACACUUUUCACAACUGCCACUCAUCUAGUGUUGGCAGUGCUUUGUGUAAAAUGUAUGUAAGUCUUAUUUAAAGGAAUCGCCAUAACCUCAGCUCUACAGUGUUAGAUAAUAUAGAAUAAUAUAGGAUAGGGUAAAUGACUGGGCGGUUAUGGGAUACUAUAAGCAUAAUAGGGUAAAUGCUGGAUCACCUUGAAGAAAAAGUUCAUAGAAUUGAAUAGUGGAACAGGAAGGUGAUAACCAGGAACAGUUAGAACUUUUUUGGACUAAUAAUAAAAAGUAAAUUCAUUUUUAGAAUAAUUUGACUAAUCACAGCCUGAGAUGCCAAACACUCGUGUUUAACCUGGUGUCAAUGGUAUACGUACAAUAGAGGCAGAACAUGUGACCCCCUCAAUGAAGUAAUUCCAGGUUGGUCUUGGGUGGUGAGAAGCUCUUCAGAGAUGGGGUCUGCACAGAUGCUACACAAUUAGAAAACAAGUAUGAGGAAAAUGUACUCAAGUUAUAAAAAUGGUAGAGGGCACGCUACGUUGCAGGUAGUUUGCAAUGUGGUGUUGUCUGGCAAAACUGCUUUUCACACUGUGGUUACUGCAUAGUUAGCCUAACUUGUGGUACCCAUUCACUUUAUACUAAAGUCAGCUUUGGCUGACUGUCUAAGGUGCGUGGUAGCCUCCCGACUCUCCACCGAAGGGUCAGGUGUGUUGGAAUACCCCCUGAUCCAAAUGUUCUACUGGGGUCAAGCUGAUGACAGAGCUGUCUGGAUGCAGCUUGCCCCUUCUCUCCCCAUAGACCACACAUUACGUUCAUCUGCGUAUGGGGAGGUCAGAAAACUGUUGGCCGAAUGCUCGCCCGACAGUAUUUGAAAUUGUUAGGCACCUGUAGAACUGAAAAGUUGAGCCAUGUCUGAUAGUCUGGUUGCUAGGGACAUGCAAGUAAGCAGUUGUCUUCUUAAUAGGUUUUCAGGUCCUUGCAGCCAGUAUUAGAUUACUCAUCUUUAGCUCAAGGUAAAAUUGACACUGAAAGAGCAGUGAUGCUACUCUUUAUUCCUAAUCUGCAUUACCCAUAUUUCUGUAAAAAUAAAUUUAGGUAGAAAAGCCCUUGAAGGUUAGCUCUGGGAAUGAUAUCAGCAAACAAAUGAAUUUGCAAUAGGUUACCUCUAUAGGUGCCUACGAACUCUGUAACCUGACUUAGAUGAUGAUCUAUAGAUGAAAUAAUAGACUUCUGCUUAGAUUGAAUUUCACGUGUACAGCAUUUAUCCAUGCAGUUAUAGUCGCAUAGACUUUUUUGUGCUUUCGCUGUCUUUGGCAUGGCAUUGCUUCAGCUGGUGCACGAGGUUAUGUAUUCAUAAUAGAAGGAGGCAUUGUGUGAGAUGAACUAAAGUGCCCUGCUGCACGUUUAUAAUUAAUGGGUAAACUUUAAUUUUAUUUCCAUAAAAUGCCAGUCUUGUUAAUGUGUUGAUGACUUAAAGUUAAGGCAAAAUCUAGGCCUAAUUGGCAUACAGUCCUCAGCUAUGGUGUGAUACUAUAUUUUAAAGUGGUCCUUGUUUACACACCAAGACAUUCGGUGAAUACAACUGCUCUUUGCUUCUAGAAUAUGUUCACAUUGUUUUAUUUUGCUUUUGAGGUGCCUUCUCUGCAAUGCCACAUUGUUUCUUUGGUGAUACCUAGGGCAAGCAUAGAUAUGAUACAGGACUGGUUUGUGUGUGUUUGUGUGUACGCGUGUUGGGCUUAAUGUGGUGUUUCUAAGCUCAUAUAUGCUGGUAAGAUUUUCCUAACGCCUCUUUUUUGGUUGUAGCAUUCCAAGUAUAGCUUAGCAUUAAAGUCAAGAAGCCGACCAAUAUUUAAAAUAAAAACUUGGUCAUAUAAGACUUGGGUUCUCAUGACUUGACACUGUGGCAACACUAACCUUAAGAUAUUCACUUGACUUGGUAUAAUAUGUUUUAUGGUCCAUAUAAGCUGCUCUAUGCCCUACUUCAGGCUUGGCUUCGGAAGUCCACUUUUGUUUUUUAGCCCAGCAACAUGUUGAAGACCAUUUUAAUAUAUGAGGGAUAUAUACUUCCAUAACAGGAAAAUUAUUUUACACUGUACUGCUACAUUUCUACCAAGAAAGGGAAGCAAGUAAAUAAAAUACAGACUUUCAGGGACUUUCUAGAGACAGCAAUGGACGUCUUUCUUUAAACAUAGAGAGUCUUUCAAGGCUAUUGCUUUUCAUACAUGUGUAGAAAUAAACAUUUGUGUCAUUUCAGUAUAGUAUGUUGUCUUGUGGUUUUGUUGGAAAAAACAACUGUGUGUCUGUCUAGAUUUCUUGAUUUGGGAAUAUCCAGUUAAAUACAGGCUUCUGGGGACUGACGUCAAGAAAUGACAAACUUGAAAAAAAAGAAGAGAUAUAAACUAGGGAACAAGCAUUGGACAGCCUAAUAAAAGUGACAUUGAAAUGUGACGCUGUUUGUAUACUGUUCCAAGUACAUUGUUUAAAUGUGCAACAAAAAAUAAUGUUUUCUAUUAAUAAAAACAUGUUAAGACAA